Micromonas commoda is the source of this 1170-nucleotide messenger RNA. RefSeq lists its product with no specific name. Gene Ontology annotation, cellular component: membrane. The record is from RefSeq and is a predicted model, not a curated record. The transcript is spliced from 2 exons. Gene Ontology annotation, molecular function: lipase activity. Lineage: Eukaryota; Viridiplantae; Chlorophyta; Mamiellophyceae; Mamiellales; Mamiellaceae. Bases 27 to 1100 code for a protein of 357 amino acids.
CGCGCGCGCGCUUCUUCCGCGUCGACAUGCCGCGCGUCGUCGAGGGUUUCCACCCGUCGAAGUCCCAUCCGGGCGCGCGCCUCUACCACCAGUCGUGGCACCCCGACUUCGACGACGCCGCGACGCCUCCUCGCGCGGCGGUGGUCUGGGCGCACGGCGUGCACGAGCACUCGGGGCGGUUCGUCAAACUCUACGAGCACCUCGCGGCGUCCGGGAUCGCGUCGCACGCGUGGGACCACGUGGGCCACGGCGCCAGCGACGCGUGCCCACCCGGCGUGCCCCACCAGUUCCCCAACGGGCUAAACGCCGUCGUCGACGACGCCGCGCGGUACUUCGGGCGAGUCCGUCGGAUGUACCCGCCCGACGUGCCCGUCAUGCUCGCGGGGGUAUCCAUGGGCGGCCUCGUCGCGACCCUCGCCGUCCUCGACGCGGGAAUUUCACCCGACGCGCUCAUACUCGUCGCGCCCCUCGUCGACGUCGACAUGUCCGCAGCCAUGAAGGCGCAAGCCGCGGUGGGCGGUCUGCUCGCCAGGGCCGUGCCCAACGCCCGGAUCACCCCGGGGGUGGAACCGCGGAGGCUGUCCAAGGACGCGGACGCCGUGCGCGAGUACGUAGAGGACCCGCGCGUGUUCGUGGGCAACCUCCGAGUCGGCUUGGGCUACGAGCUGCUCAAGGGAUUUGCGCGAAUGCGAAGGCGAUGGAGCGAGGUGCGCACGCCGCUGCUCGUGUUGCACGGCACGGACGACGAGGCGACGGACCCGCGCGCGUCCCGCCGGUUCUUCGACGCGGCGACGAGCGCGGAUAAGAAGUUCGUCUCCCUCAAAGGCGCGUGCCACCUCAUCUGCCACGAAGCCGGAGCGUCGAGGCGGGUGAUGGACGAGGUGCUCGCGUUCGUGUCGUCGCGGGCGGGGAACGGGGGCUCGACGGGGCGAGAGUGGGCCGCGGAGGCGGGUUCGCGCGCGAGCGCGGCGGCGGGAGGGUCCGCGGGGAGAGGGGGAGGAACGUCGGGUCGCGCCGCGGGAGUUUCGAACGUUCGGACGAGGACGGCGGGGGUCCGGUCCGGGGAGCACGCAUUCGCCGCGAGGGCGGCUCGACUGUGAUGAGUGAGCUGGUGAAGACGAAGCGGUGUCUUGCCGGUUGGGUUUUUUUAUUCCAACGAUUCGAGGUUUC